AUGGACAGACAAAGUGAAUCCGUUAUGAGCUGGGAUGUGAAUAAAGUACAUUCUUGGCUUUCUUCUCUUGGAUUUUCAGGAUACGAAUCGCAAAUUAAAGAACAAGGAAUAAGUGGAGAGAUAUUAGUUCAUUUGGAUCACGAUGCACUUAAAGAACUGGGUGUUCGUUCAGUUGGUCAUCGAGUUACUAUAUUAAAAGCCAUUUAUAAUCUUAAAAUACAGCAUAAUGUUCCAGUAGAAGUUGAUGAAUACAUUCCUCCAUCUGCAGAAUUUGAAAGCGCGAUUUCUACGAAUGGAAUUCCUGACCUUCGUAAAAUUGAAGAGGCAAUUCAAGAAAGAGACACAGUAAUUUCACAUUUGUCAAAAGAAGUUCAAAGAUUAACAUCCGACCUGACAAAAUUACGCGAGGAAUUAAUACCAAUUUGGAAAAUGGCCAAAGAAAACAAGGAGGGGGGUCUUUCUGUACAAGUUCCUGGUAUAAGCAUAACAAAUUACUCAAGAUCGCCCACCACAUAUUCAUCAGACGGUUCAAGUGCCCCACCUUCUCCACGUUCACCGCGUAAUAAUCGAUAUUAUAAUAAUGAUUAUGAUGUAAUGACAAUUAACGAUCCUUCAGGUUCCAUUAAAUUUUUUGGUAAUCAAAAUAUUAGUCGAGAACCUGAAUCAUAUAAAAGUUUCCGUGUAUCUCUUGAAGAUCCAUGUUAUAAGGUUUUACCUGCCGCACUUAAGAAAUAUAAAAUUUCGGAUGAUUGGCGACAAUAUGCUUUAUUUAUUUGCUUUGGAAGUCCAGAAGAUGAAAAUUCAACAGAAGAAAAUCCAGAAGAACAAAUAUUAGUAGGCAACAAAACGGCUGUUGCAAUUUAUCCAUAUGUUCCUGAACUUGAAGAUGAAUUAAAUGUUACAGUAGGAGAUGUUUUUAAAAUUAAAAGUAAAGCUGGUGGAUGGUGUUACGUUGAAAAGGAUGAAGUUAAGGGAUGGGUACCUGCGAAUUUUUUAUUAGAAACAAGUGUUAAUGGUACGGAUAUAAUGGAUAGUAAUAGUCCUUAUGUUGGUAGAGGAGUAGCAUUAAUUGAUUAUGUAAGAAAUACAGAAGAUGAACUUGGAAUGAAAAAAGAUGAUGUACUUCGUAUUUAUAAAAAACAAGAUUAUUGGCUAUAUUGUGAAAUAAAUGAAGAACGUGGAUGGGUACCAAGUUGGUACGUUAGGAUAGAUAAAGAUAUAGAGGAUGAUGAAAGUGAGGUGGAUCCUACAAGUCCAAGAAGAUUAUUCUAUGAUCCUACUAGUGGACAACAACAGCCUUCUUCACCUCAUAUUCCUCACACUAAGCAUCCAAUGGGAACAACAACACCAGCAUCAAGGAAUCACAAAAAUCACAAAAAUCACCAUGAUUAUUCAAUAUUGCCACAACAUUAUCAUUUUGGAGAUGGAUUUUUAAUUUAG
Messenger RNA from Diversispora eburnea, 1440 nucleotides. NCBI's taxonomy places the organism in Eukaryota, Fungi, Glomeromycota, Glomeromycetes, Diversisporales, Diversisporaceae. The record is from the annotation of a GenBank genome assembly.